Molecule: messenger RNA, 378 nt
Organism: Haemonchus placei
Lineage: Eukaryota; Metazoa; Nematoda; Chromadorea; Rhabditida; Trichostrongylidae
Source: the annotation of a GenBank genome assembly
UUGGUUCCAUGAUAUAUUCCAUUUUUCCACAACUUCAAGGCGUUCUCUUUUCCUUAUGGUUGUGGCACUGCCUCAUCUACGCACGAUGGCGCCACGCCAAUUUCCAUAGCUCGCAGCCUUAGUCAAGCAAGCGACUCAUACGUUCGCCCCCGCUGUGAGAGGCGCGAAUCAGCUGCUCGUGUGGCCUAUGGUUCAGCAGCAAGCGUGGCGAAACGCGGCGUGGUUGACAGCCAUCGUAUGCAUCGCGUUCGCCUCUCUUCGCGUCAGUCCUUUGACGUAGAUGCAGUGGAAUGCGACAGAGGUGGCUCUCCAGCUUCCUCAGAAGUCCAGCAGGCUAGUGAGCCCCUUUUACGGGCAAGCGAUUCAGGUACUUUCUAG